AGGAGAUCUCAGGCGCACGGUUCCCCAAAAUGACAUCCACUGACAGCAAAGCGGGUGGCGCUUCUCCUGCCUCCAGGAGCUGUGCAUUGAUUUGCGCCUCUUAGCUUCAGGCUGUGCCCCACUACCAGGGCGCCUAAAACGGUCCUUUUCCAAGCCUGCUCUGGGGGUUCAUCUGGAGAGGAUGCUCUUGUCUGUUUCGGGGGAUGUGGAGGAUUGAAGGAGCAGAGUGUGGAGCUGAGGCUGGGGACCCCUGGGCAGGGGUCCUGCCAUCCCUUUGAAGACUGUGCAUGCCUUCCGACUUGUGCCACAAAUCCCGGUAGCCUGGAGCUGUAGCCGGCUGGCCACCCGCACCCACGCACCCCGCCAUCUUGGUCUCCGCCUGUCCUCUGCCGCCUCUCGGGUGCCCUGGAUGGUUACCAUGGAGAACGAGCAGCUGCCAGCCCCCCCUCCGACCAGCAGCGCCACGGCAGCCACGGCCACCAGCAAUGGACGCCAGGCAGGGCCACAAAUCUCUGUGUACGGAGGGAUCCCCGAUCGCCAGACCGUUCAGGUGAUCCAGCAGGCCUUGCACCGCCAGCCCAACACAGCCGCACAAUACCUGCAGCAGAUGUAUGCCGCCCAGCAGCAGCACCUCAUGCUCCAGACGGCAGCCCUGCAGCAGCAGCACCUCAGCAGCACCCAGCUCCAGAGCUUGGCUGCCGUCCAGCAGGCAAGUCUGGCAGCCAACAGGCAGAAUACCUCGUCCAGCAACAAUGGGCCCACGCAGACCCCGCCUCAGCAGUCCACGAUAAACCUGGCGACGUCCCCAGCUGCCGCCCAGCUGAUCAACCGGGCCCAGGGCGUGAACUCGGCGGCCGCCUCUGGCAUAGCUCAGCAAGCCGUACUCCUGGGCAACGCCAGCAGCCCCACCCUGACCGCCAGCCAGGCCCAGAUGUACCUGCGGGCUCAGAUGGCUCAGCAGAGUAACCUUGUGCAAGUAGCUAGGAGCCUAGGCCGUGCUCUCCCUCUCUCCCCGCAGCUCAUCUUCACGCCCACGGCCACGGUUGCUGCGGUGCAGCCCGAGGGGGCCACCACCACCCAGCCAUCCACCACCACAGCUCAGGUACAAAACUCAUCUCUCCGCACCCAGCAGGCAGCCGCUCAGGGGCUGGCUCCCUCCCUGAGCCAGCAGCUCCCCACAUUGGCCAUGAAGCCCACCCCGAGCAACACCAGCCACUCCACCUCCUCUCCGGCUACUCAGGGCAAGACGGCUGGGCAGGCUCCUGGCGGCAAGGCGGGCGUCUCCGAACACGCCCCGGAGCAUCUUCGGAAAGGAGAGGGGGGUGGCGGAGGUGGCAGCAGCAGCGGGGGAGCUGGGAAUCUGGAUGGGAGGGGCGGCUCCACAAACCGGACGGUCACCUCCUCCACGACUCACCCGCUCAUUGCCCCAGCGUAUUCCCAGCUACAGACCCACCAGCUGUUGCAACAGCAGAAGCCAAUCCAGCACCAAUUUGUGAUCCAGCAGCAGCACCCGCAUCAACCCCUACAGCCCAGGCCUCCGCAGCUGCAGGUCCCCCCUCCGCCGACCCCCAGCCUCGGGGCACCCCCCAGCCUGCAAGCCCAAGGGCCCUCGCAGAACCAGGCCCCCGCUACCAGCCUGCCAGCCUGCCAGGCCCCCAGCCAGCACAAGCCCGCUGCCAGCCAGCCCUCGCAGCAGCACACCCCGCAUCCCCCUGGGCCCCCAGUGCUGGGGGCUCAGAGGCUGGAAGGUGGCUCCCCAGCCAGACCCACCGGCUGCCCCAACCACGCCGGCCAGCGCAAGUUCCAGCACGCCUCGGCCGUCAUCCUUCAACUACAGCCAGCUGUUGGAACACCUCCACUCAGCAACCAGGAGAAUUCCAGGAAAGACCCGUUUCCUGCAGAGAAGCCCCCGGCAGAGUCACGAGUCGCGCAGCCCCUACUCCCACCCCAGGGCGCCUUGUCGACGCCACCCCUGACAGCCCCUCCUGAGCAGCAGGCCUCUGAGGGCACUGGGACCACCCCGCCUCACGAGGCCGGCCGGGACAGCCUCCGCCGCACGCCUCCGGACGCCCCCGGCAGCCCCGGCAUGACAUCGGGGAACAACGGCAGCUCUGCCUCCACCGUCGCUGGCGCCCCUCAGAACGGUGAGAACAAGCCGCCCCAAGCCAUCGUGAAGCCGCAGAUCCUGACCCACGUCAUCGAGGGGUUUGUGAUCCAGGAGGGGGCUGAGCCGUUCCCGCUGUCAGUCGAGCGUCCGCCCUCCCCUCGUCCUGCGGGGCCAAGGCCACCCGGGUCUCCCUGGAAGAAGAGAAGGGGGAGGGGGCUGCCUUCCAAGCUGCCUUUCGCCGACUCCCUUGUCGAAGCACCUCCCUCGCCCAUCUCUCCUUCGCUGGAGGUGGGGCGCUCUUCGCUGCUGGUGGGGAGCCUCAAGCAGAAGUAUGCCCAGGACCUCCUGGCCGAGAAACCCCAGCACCAGGACAACAACACAACCACCACCACCGACUCCGAAAUGGAGGACCCCUAUCUACAAGAAUCCAAAGACGACGGAUCACCCCCGAAGCUGAAAUGCGAGCUCUGCGGCCGCCUUGACUUUGCCUACAAGUUCAAGCGGUCAAAGCGGUUCUGCUCCAUGGCCUGCGCAAAGAGGUACAACGUGGGUUGCACAAAGCGUGUGGGGCUCUUCCACCCAGACCGCAGCAAGCUUCAGAAGCCCAACACGCCUCCACACGGCCGGCGUCGGACCUGCAAGGGCUCCCUUCCCCCUCUCAGCAAAGAGAACAAGAAGCAGGCGCCGGUAUCGCUGCCCCCUGGCUCGGGGCCCAUUUCCGUCUCUGGGUCUCUGCAGCUGGCUCACGUACAGGAGGACUCCAGCCGCUGCUCGGACAACUCCAGCUACGAAGAGCCCCUCUCGCCCCUCUCGGCCAGCUCCUCCGCCUCCCGCCGGCGCCAGGGCGAGCGCGACAUGGAGCUGCCCGAUGUGCACGUCCGAGACCUGGUGGGCAUUGGGCACCACUUCCUGCCCAGCGAGCCCACCAAGUGGAACGUGGAGGACGUCUACGAGUUCAUUCGGUCCUUGCCCGGUUGCCAGGAGAUUGCGGAGGAGUUCCGGGCGCAAGAGAUCGACGGCCAGGCCCUACUGCUCCUGAAGGAGGACCACCUCAUGAGCGCCAUGAACAUCAAACUGGGCCCAGCCCUCAAAAUCUACGCCCGCAUCUGUAUGCUGAAAGACUCCUAGAGGCCUUCAGGCUGGGGCGGGUGGGAGGCCCUGCUGGCAAACGGAUGCUUUCUUUCUCGGAGGCUGGGAGGGGCUGGGAACAAAAUGGACUCUGCUUUCUUCUGCCUCCCACUCUUCACAAUGCAACUUGAGCACAGAGGCAACACCCCCAGCCUCCCUCGACGACGGGAGGGGUGCGGAGGGACCCCGACUCGGGUGGGAUGUCCGUAAGCUAAAGCCGUUGCGGGGCUGUACAUAAAUAUGUAGCAUUAGCUUCCCCCCUGCAGCAAUGGAGAGAGUCGUGCAACCUUGUUUUUAUAGUGGUGGGGGCGAGGACCCUCUUCCUCGCCCUGGAAGCUGCUUCUCCUGCGUCCCAGAGACCACCCCCCCAAGGAUCGGACACACCUACUUGAAACCUCAAAAGCCAAACAGGACCAUUGCCUUAAAUUUUUUUGUAGGCGUGUGUGUGCGUGCGUGUGGUGCCGGGUAGUGCCCUCUGUUUCCUCCUCCCUCCCUGCACCCUUUCCUCUUCUGCUAUAUCUCUUCCCAAGGCACAUCGGGGGAAGCAGUUGCCCUGAUAGAUCUCCUGAUUCCCAUGGGGGAUCGUGCAGGAGAAGGGAUCUCCGUCCAGUCUCGCGGGGGUGUAUUGCUCCCCUCACACUGUUUUGCUUUGGGUUUUUUAAAACAAUUUUUUUAAAAGGGGAGGAGUAAGUAGCCAAGCGCAAGUCGUGCAAACUGGCUGGCUGACGUCCAGGACUACUGGGAAGGCCUCUAUUCUGAUUUGGGACCAGGUCUGCAGCUGCCUUAAAAAUUUAAAUAAAAGGCCCUUUUUGCCCCUGCCACAAACACCUCACCCCCCCCAUUCUCCCCCUCCCAUAAUAUCAAGGCAGGGCAGGAGGAGCCGGCUCUCUCCCUGGAAGAUGGGGCUGGCCUCAGAAUUGUCGAGAGUGGGCGGGCAUUUCCUCGGGUGAUCAGGAACUGCGGGGAGUGGGAUUGCAGCUGAGCUGCACCCCCCCUGCCCCUUUUGACGGUUUGUGUGUGGUGCCCCCCUUCUUUGUGCUGGCCACUCUCCACAGCCUCUGGGCUGCAAGCAAAAGGACUUUCUACUGUUGCCCCUCCUCCUGUUUUUAAUAAACGCCUUUUGGAAUUAAAAAAAAAAAAAGA
Messenger RNA from Podarcis raffonei (Aeolian wall lizard), 4378 nucleotides. RefSeq names its product polyhomeotic homolog 2 (gene PHC2). Gene Ontology annotation, molecular function: zinc ion binding; protein binding. The transcript has 16 exons. Bases 410 to 3235 code for a protein of 941 amino acids. NCBI's taxonomy places the organism in Eukaryota, Metazoa, Chordata, Lepidosauria, Squamata, Lacertidae. Gene Ontology annotation, cellular component: PRC1 complex; nucleus. The record is from RefSeq and is a predicted model, not a curated record.